This is a messenger RNA of Oenanthe melanoleuca, 7354 nucleotides long. RefSeq names its product cytoplasmic polyadenylation element binding protein 3 (gene CPEB3). Lineage: Eukaryota; Metazoa; Chordata; Aves; Passeriformes; Muscicapidae. Gene Ontology annotation, molecular function: mRNA regulatory element binding translation repressor activity; translation factor activity, RNA binding; ribosome binding. The record is from RefSeq and is a predicted model, not a curated record. Gene Ontology annotation, biological process: negative regulation of cytoplasmic translation. The transcript is spliced from 11 exons. Bases 102 to 2450 code for a protein of 782 amino acids. Gene Ontology annotation, cellular component: synapse; nucleus; cytoplasm.
GCGCGGCGGGGUGGCCGAGCGGGGUCUGCGGGGGGAAGGUCCGCGCCCGGCGGCUGCCGCCCCUCCUGCCGCCCUCCGCAGCCGGCCGGGACCCCUCACGGAUGGAGGGAGGGAGGAGAAAAGGAAGGAGGGAGAGGCUGGGCCGCCUGCAUUGCCCCGCUCCCGCUGGGACCCCCUCAGGCAGAAGCAUCCCCCAUUCCCUGCCCUGCCGAACAGGUGCAGGCGGCCCCCGCCCCUGCUCGGCCGCCGGGCCCCGGGCGCUGCCCUCAGGGCUGAGGGGAGCCUGCCAGCUGCCAGCCCCGACCGCGCUGCCCAGAAGGGCGGCGGCUGGAACGGCGGAAGGGAAAUUAAUCCGUUUCAGUGGUGGUGGUGUCGGUGACAAGGACAAGCGCCCUUCUGCGCAAACCAUGCAGGAUGAUUUACUGAUGGACAAAAGCAAAGCCCAGCCCCAGCAGCAGCGGCAGCAGCAGCAGCAGCAAGAUCCAAACUCAGCAGAAGCCCCCUCUACGCCCAUCUCGUCGGAGACACCCAAACCAGAAGACAACAGUUCAGUGACUAGUAUCGGCACAUCGGCUCCUUCCCAAAAUAGCAAGGAGAAGAUGCAGAUGGAGUCUCCCAUUUUGCCUGGCUUGAGCUUUCACCAGCCUCAACAAGAACCUGCAGCCGGCACCUCCUUGUCUCCCUCGUUUGGCAGCACCUGGUCUACAGGGACCACAAACACGGUGGAUGAUAGCUUUUUCCAAGGGAUUACUCCAGUCAAUGGGACAAUGCUUUUCCAGAAUUUUCCACACCAUGUCAACCCUGUAUUUGGUGGCACUUUCUCACCUCAGAUUGGCCUAGCUCAGACACAACACCACCAACAUCAGCAGCAGCAGCAGCAAGCUCAGCAGCAGCAGCAGCAGCGGAGGUCACCUGUGAGUCCUAAUCAGGCACCUUUCGCCCAGAGAAAUGCUGCUUACAGCCAUCAGCCCAUCAUGACCAGCAAACCGUCUUCCUCCUCUGCCUCUUCUUCUUCCUCCUCCAGCUGGAAUAACCAUCAAAACGCGGCUUGGAGUACACCUUCCAACCCUUGGGGUGGGCUGCAGGCUGGUAGGGACCCUCGAAGGGCAGUUGGAGUGGGGGUUGGCGUGGGAGUGGGAGUCGGCGUGCCCUCCCCCCUCAAUCCCAUUUCACCCCUUAAAAAACCCUUCUCCAGCAAUGUCAUUGCCCCUCCGAAGUUCCCACGGGCUGCACCCUUAACCCCCAAAUCCUGGAUGGAAGACAACGCGUUCAGGACGGACAAUGGCAACAAUCUGUUGCCUUUUCAGGACCGGAAUAGGCCCUAUGACACUUUUAACUUGCACUCUUUGGAAAAUUCCUUAAUGGAUAUGAUAAGGACUGAUCAUGAGCCUCUGAAAGGUAAACACUACCCUCCCAGUGGCCCACCAAUGAGUUUCGCUGAUAUAAUGUGGAGGAAUCAUUUUACAGGGCGUAUGGGAAUAAACUUCCAUCAUCCAGGAACAGACAAUAUUAUGGCUCUUAAUACCAGGAGCUAUGGGCGGAGAAGAGGUCGGUCUUCACUCUUUCCUUUUGAAGAUGGAUUCCUAGAUGACAGCCAUGGUGAUCAGUCAUUGUCCUCGGGUCUCAGCUCUCCAACACGCUGUCAAAAUGGGGAAAGAGUGGAACGCUAUUCUAGAAAGGUGUUUGUUGGAGGCCUUCCUCCUGACAUUGAUGAAGAUGAGAUCACUGCCAGUUUUCGUAGGUUUGGACCUCUUGUGGUGGACUGGCCUCACAAAGCUGAAAGCAAGUCAUAUUUUCCACCUAAAGGUUACGCCUUUCUGCUGUUCCAGGAAGAAAGCUCUGUACAAGCUCUGAUAGAUGCCUGUCUGGAAGAAGAUGGAAAACUUUACCUAUGUGUGUCAAGUCCCACAAUCAAGGAUAAACCAGUGCAAAUUCGACCUUGGAACCUAAGUGACAGUGACUUUGUGAUGGAUGGGUCUCAGCCUUUGGAUCCAAGAAAAACAAUCUUUGUUGGAGGAGUUCCACGGCCUCUCCGAGCUGUUGAAUUGGCAAUGAUUAUGGACCGUUUGUAUGGAGGUGUCUGCUAUGCUGGCAUUGAUACAGACCCAGAGCUGAAGUACCCAAAAGGUGCUGGCAGAGUGGCUUUCUCCAACCAGCAGAGCUACAUUGCUGCUAUCAGUGCUCGCUUUGUCCAGCUCCAACACAAUGACAUUGAUAAACGGGUGGAAGUGAAGCCAUACGUGCUGGAUGAUCAGAUGUGUGACGAAUGCCAGGGCACUCGCUGUGGUGGAAAGUUUGCUCCAUUCUUUUGUGCCAAUGUUACCUGUUUGCAGUAUUACUGUGAAUACUGCUGGGCCAGCAUCCACUCCCGUGCAGGGCGGGAGUUCCACAAACCACUGGUAAAGGAGGGAGGUGACCGGCCCCGCCACGUCCCGUUCCGCUGGAGCUGAACCCCGGCCGCGCCCAGCAAGAAGUACUGGAGUAAAUAAAAUUGAGUGAAAAGAGAGCGCUGCCUCAGGGCUUAGUGUUCUGGAAAUCUGUGCAUUCGUCCUCGACUUUAAUGAAGAGAUGGGUCUUUUUAUUACUAUUAUUAUUAUUUACAGUCACAUUACUGAACUCAGUGUCCAGUAUAAUACAAACCGGCAGAGUGUAACUGUACUGAUUUUGCACUUUGAUUCACACAAACAUCUGCUUGGUACCUUAAUUUCCUACACAAGACUUGUCACUAGUGACAUUAUGUAGACUGCCAUUCUCAUCAGUCUUCACUGGGCUGAUGUGUAUGUGAUGAAGAUUUUUUUAUUGUAAUUAUAAUUAUUUUUAUUUUUAAACUGGAGCAUGCACUUAUUUUCAGAAAUUUAGACUUGCCCCUAGCAGAUGACUUACCAAAGGUAAUAUUCACAAGUAGGUGGCAGAUGUAGCAAAAACUUAAACAGAUAUUCAGCAAUCAUUAGUUUGGGUCAUUUAGAAUAGUAAUAACCCUUAAAGAAAAAUAAGCCUUUAGUUGCUCUCGAUUUUGACUUGUAAGGAUGAUACCUCAUAAGCUGGAUCAGACUCUUUUCUUUUGUUUUGCUGAGGGGUUUUUUUGUUUGUUUGUUCUGUUUUGUUGAGUUUUUUUGUUUUGUUCUGUUAGGUCUUUUAGUGUUAUGUAAAUGUAUGCUGCAAUAGCUUUUGCUGCUAUUAAAAUGGUAUUACUAAUACCAUAAUACUCUAUUCAGGCUAGGGUAUCAAUUAAAAAUGAAUAUGUGAUUAAAAUAGUGAUGGCUGCUGAAAGGAGAUCAGUAUAGCAUACAGAAAAGCUUCCAAGGAAGGUCAAUAUUUUUUGACUGCAUGUUUACUUAAUCAGGUUGCUGCAUGCAAUAAAUUUUAUAUAUGUCUAAUAUAAAACCUGCCCACAAUGCACAAAUUAUGAAUCUACGUAGGCUACAAAAUGCUCAGUAACAAAAAAAAAUUGAUUACUGACUGGAGGAAGGCAUGCCUCAGUAAAUGUAAUGCUUCUGAAAUUAGGAUCAGCCCAUUACAGAAUGACCUAUAUUACAACAAAUAUAAAAACUAGCUGUAGGAUAUUCUUAAAAAAAAUUGUGGAUGGUAGAUGAAGUACUUUGCGGUGCUCUGUUAUAUAUCGUGCAAUUUAUUUUAUAUAGUAAAGUGAUUAUGUCUAGUACUGUGAUCAAACUUAACUGUUAAAGCCUCUGUAUCUGACAUUACACAUUUUUGACAGUUCAUAACAGGUACAUAAACAGAAAUGAGCUCUUAGUUACAAUCUCUCUCCUAAUGCUUGCAUCAUUUACGUAGCUGCAGACCUUGUCCAGGAAACCAAAGAGCUCAUGCUGGCGUACAUACACUACCGAUUAGAUAGUCUGUCAAACUAAUAACCUAGGCACAUUUAAGAAAGUUAGGAAACAAAGUGGUGCUAAAGAAAUGUCUGCAUAUAAAAAGUAACAUGAGAUGUCUGCUCUGUGGAUGUGGCGUUAUCUCUCUAAUCCCUGGAUGUAUCCUGUGAAGCUUGAAUACAAUUAAGACCUGCUAACACAGUGGACAUUUUUUUAGCAUGAACUAUGGGGCUGCAGAUAGCAUAUAAAUAUAAACACACUUGGUAUACUAAUGAUUGUGAGAAUGUGUACACUAUUUUUUUUUUCUUUUUCCUCCUUUGUUUUUGCAGUUCUGGGGACAAUCUGACUGGAUAUGACACCGCAUAGUAGAUUUAAAUGUUCUGGGUUGUGUUUGUCGUGAUGUUCUUCUUUGUGUCUAAUUUAGUAAGUUGGUUUUCCCAAUGUUUAAUUGCAGGUAUUGGCUUUGAAAGGAUUUUUUCUGUUUUUGAAGAAAAAAAAAAAAGAAAAAUAGUUUUUUACUGGUUUAAAAUGCUUAUUAUAAUUAUCCCUUUUGAAGUUGCUUCUGGGCGGUUUUGUGAUAUUGCUUUUCCCAGCCCAGGUGUCUUUUCUGUUUUUUUUCAUCUGUACAAGACAUUUUGUUAUGCACUACUUUUUGUAUCUAGACAGUUUUCAACAGUUGGCUGAUGAUUUUUUUUAAAGAAAAAGGCAUGCUUUCUGACUGACAUGAUCUUUUGCAAUACCUCAAUUUUGAAAUAUAGGAAAGAAAAUGAUAUUUUCUAAGUAAGUUUAUUCAGAAAAAUAUAUAUUAAUUUAAUUCUGCAAGAAAAAUGAUUUAACAGAUGGGUAACUUUAUUUUUUUCAUGCUUAUUUGAGUUUUUUUGAAAAUGAAGAAGUUAGAGCUUUAUAACUGUAAUAUUAAAGAUCAUAGCUAACCUACAGAAGUCUACCUAAUUAUGUGAAAGAAGUAAACCUUUUUGAAGAAAUACCCCUCUUUCAUGUAGAAAAAUACUCCCAGAGAGAAAGAGAGCGAGAGCGAGAGAAGCUGGAAAAUGUACAAUAUACCAUAAUGUUGGAUUAAAUCUGAAACAAAAUCAUCAUAAGAACAGGUGUAAACACAAACUCCAUUUGGUGCUGAAAGUUGUGAAUAGAAGGUGAAAAAAUAUUUUCCCUUAAUUUGUAUAUUUAUAAUCAAGUGUGAUUAUGCACGACUGACCAGAAUUGUGAGAGUUCUUCUGUUUGUAUUUUUUUAAAGAGAACUUUUUUUAGUUUAUUAAAUUAUGACAUGCUCCCUUUUGUUUUGUAAAUGAAUGUGCCCCUGAGUUGUUAAUAUGUUAUAUUAAAAGAGGGUCCUUCAAAAAAAGUUAUUUUUUAAAAUAUGGAGUUCUGAACUGCAACUUGACUAAGAAGCCCCUGGGUACAACAGGUCCUAUUGUGGCCUUUUCUGAUGUGAGACUUGAACUAGUCGAUUUUUUUGAAGGCUAACCUAACCUCGACUAUUUGUUGUUAUGUGCAAUACUGUUUGUACUGUUUGUAUAAAAAAAAAGAAAAAUGAAAAGAAAAAAGGCAUAAAUCUUUAUUGCAGAUUUAUUUUCAUUGCAGACUUUAGACAUUGUGAUUCACUAAAAUCAUUUUUCUACUGUCAAAUAUGUACCUUUUCUUCAUGCUGGUAUUUUUUCAAUAGUAAUGUAGCCUUUGUACUGAGACAAAUUUUCAUUGUUAUUUUUAGAAAGAUUUUUUGCUAAGAAAAAAAUUAAACAUAUUUACAUAUUUUUCAUUUUUAUUUCGUAUUUUCUUUAAGGAGUGCUUUCUCAACCAUUAAUAUAGUUGUUUCUGGGAGAGACUUUCAUAUCUGGUCAAUGUCAUUAAUAUUAUUUUGUAUUUUUACUUGGAAUAAAUUAAUUUUAUGAUGCUGAUUCUUUAAAAGUUUAUUUUUUUCAUUUUCAGUUAUUUUUGAAGCUAAAAUCUUUGUAAUAUUGUUACUAAAGUGUCUAGUUUUUUGAAAUGCAAAGCUUUAUGUAUUAACUUGCUGAUGUGGUUUACAAUAGUGUGGCAAUGAUGAAAAUGGUUGGUUAUGUAAAGUGAUUGGAAAAUUGUAACAAAGAAUUGGGCAAUAAAAUGACAGAAUGAAGCAGAAAAAACGUGAUAUUUUGAAAAGCCUUUUCCUUUAUCAAAAUGAUUUAGGGAGAUAAUAGGGAUGUCACAGUACCAGUUCGCUGUCUAGAUUUAUACACCACCAGUGUUGAUGAAAUACUAUUGCCGUUAUAAGGAGCUAAAUCUAUUGAACAAUGGGUUUUUGACCCUGCCCAUUCAGCAUAAUUCUUCAUUACUUUUCUUGUCAUGAACUCAGUAAACUCUCUUCAAUAGCCUUAGAUUGAACCUCCUAAAAUGUAUAUUCUUCAUUGUAUUUUGCCACCGUGAUUUUAUUUAAAGAAAUUGCCCCUUUCCUGCACAAGUUCCUCUCUGCAUGUGUUUCUCAGUGGCAGUGUGGAGCAGACAGUCCAUGCCCACAGCAUUUCCUAACCCAGCCACCCCACGUGGGUGGGAGCUGCCAAGUUAAUGAAAACACUCUGUCCAUUCCCUGGUAGCAAUGCAGUAACUCAUAUUGCCACCACGUCUGAACAUCCGUUCAGCUUCUUUGUAUUUCUCCGUUCUUCUCUGCCUCUCUUGUAUCUUUGUCCUUUUUUUCUUUUGGUAUUGGCAAUACCAAGGGCCAAUAUCAAAACACUUUUCACCUCCAUUUCCACCACCUUUGUUUCCCUAUGCAGCCAGAAGAAACCCCUUCCUGAAGCCAGUGACUCUGUUCUGGCACCUGAAACAAUCCAGACUAAAACUGGUGUUGCGUAAACAGGGCAUACAAUGACUUUCUCUAGACAAAACUCUCGCUUCCACAAGUUGCUGAUGACCUUUUAGACUUAACUUCUGCUCGAGUGUUAGAGUGGCUCAUCCGUGACUUGUGGGAAGAAAUGUGCCCAGAGUUGGUCUAUUGUGUAUCCUCUGUGUGUUCAGUUCUGUAAGUAAUGUAUAGACUAGAUCAAAUAGUGAAGUAAAAUUUAGACUCAAAUUAGGUACUACUGGUUGGAAUGUACACAAAUUGCAAACAAAGGAGAUUAUGGAAUGGAGAGGGAAUAAAAAAUUCCUGCUAAGUGGUACAAAGUUUAUGCUUAUAUUUCUGCCGACAUGCUUGUAUUUUAUAGCCUGCUAGCAAGGCAUGGGCUAAAACAAAUUGUAUUGCAAAUAUGCAGUUAGCAAAUAACUUUGCUGAUUUCACUAUCUGUUAGAGUAGUAAAAAAAAAGAAAAAAAAAAAAAAAAGAAAAAAAAGAAAAAAAGGCGCUUAACUGGGAAAAGCUCCCAUGUUAAUAUUUCAGUAUUGUGACAUCUCUACUUGCAAGGUAUGAGUGAAAGAUUAGUCACAGAUUUGUAGAAAUGUCUCUUUUGUUUAAUCUGGCUUGUAUGUAGUUGCUUUUAUGCUAGUUUGUAUGAUGUCAGCUAAACCCUUUUUCUUUUCCUUCCUUUCUUUCUUUUU